Molecule: messenger RNA, 4186 nt
Organism: Dromaius novaehollandiae (emu)
Lineage: Eukaryota; Metazoa; Chordata; Aves; Casuariiformes; Dromaiidae
Gene: ALDH5A1
Product: aldehyde dehydrogenase 5 family member A1
Exons: 10
Coding region: 55-1596 (513 amino acids)
Biological process (GO): GABA catabolic process
Cellular component (GO): mitochondrion
Molecular function (GO): succinate-semialdehyde dehydrogenase (NAD+) activity
Source: RefSeq, a predicted model, not a curated record
GAGACUGCGCCCGGGCGCCGCCGCCGCCACCGCCACCGCCGCCACAGCGCGGCCAUGGUGAGCAUGUUCCCUUGGCGGGCCGCCGCCCGUCGCCGCCUCCUCCUGCCGCCCCCGGCGCUGGCGGCGGCGCGGCGCGGCCGCUCGGCGCUGCCCGCCGCCCUGCUGCGCCGCGGUGGCCUGGUGGGCGGCCGCUGGGUGGAGGCGGCCGCCGCCUUCCCCGUGCGGGACCCGGCCAGCGGCACCGAGCUGGGGCGCGUGGCCGACUGCGGCGCGGCCGAGGCGCGGGCGGCCGUGCGGGCCGCUAACGGCGCCGGCGCCGCCUGGAGCCGCCUGCCGGCCAAGGAGAGGAGCGCGCUGCUUCGCAAGUGGUAUGACUUGAUGAUUGAGAAUAAAGAUGACCUGGCUACGAUAAUAACAGCAGAGAAUGGAAAACCUCUGAAAGAAGCACAGGGUGAAGUCCUGUAUUCUGCCUCGUUUCUGGAAUGGUUUUCAGAAGAAGCUCGCCGAGUUUAUGGUGAUGUCAUUCCAGCAGCCGUGAAAGACAGAAGAAUCCUGGUGCUGAAACAGCCAGUAGGAGUGGCAGCUAUUAUAACACCGUGGAAUUUCCCCAGUGCUAUGAUUACCCGGAAGGUUGGUGCAGCUCUGGCAGCUGGCUGUACGGUAGUAGUGAAACCUGCAGAGGACACACCUUUUUCAGCGUUAGCUCUUGGAGAGCUUGCAAACCAGGCUGGAAUUCCAGCGGGAGUGUAUAAUGUUGUUCCAUGUUCCAGACAACAGGCACCAGCUGUAGGGGAAGUUUUGUGCACUGAUCCUUUGGUAGCCAAAAUAUCUUUUACUGGGUCCACUGCGACAGGAAAGAUACUGCUGAAACAUGCAGCUGGCACUGUGAAGCGAGUUUCCAUGGAGCUUGGAGGACAUGCUCCUUUUAUAGUGUUUGAUAGUGCCAAUGUGGACCGUGCUGUUGCAGGAGCCCUUGCUUCUAAAUACAGAAACUCAGGGCAGACCUGUGUUUGCACAAACCGUUUCCUGGUGCAAAAGGGGAUCCAUGACAAAUUUGUGGAGAAGUUUGCUAAAGCCAUAGAGAGCCAGCUACAUGUUGGAAAUGGAUUUGAUGCAAAAACUACCCAGGGGCCAUUGAUUAAUGAAAAAGCAGUGGAGAAGGUAGAGAGACACAUUAGUGAUGCAGUUUCUCAAGGAGCAUCCAUUGUGACUGGAGGGAAACGACACAGCUUGGGGAAGAACUUCUUUGAGCCAACAUUGCUUAGUAACGUUACAACAAAAAUGCUUUGCACCCAAGAAGAGACAUUUGGUCCUUUAGCACCAGUUAUCAAGUUUGAGACUGAGGAAGAAGCUAUUGCUAUAGCAAAUGCAGCCAAUGUGGGUUUAGCAGGGUAUUUCUACUCUCAAGAUCCAGCUCAGAUCUGGAGAGUUGCAGAGCAGCUGGAAGUUGGAAUGGUUGGUGUCAAUGAAGGCAUAAUCUCCUCAGUGGAGAGUCCUUUUGGUGGAGUAAAACAGUCUGGCUUAGGACGAGAGGGUUCAAAAUACGGCAUUGAUGAAUACCUAGAAAUAAAAUACGUCUGCUUUGGAGGCUUAUAAAAUUUUUCAAAAAGCAUAAUCCCCAAAAGCUUGGAGAAUAGUGCUGUAGUCUUAAUAAGAUUGUAGAGCCAGGAAUAUAUAUGAAUGCAGCUUUUACCUUCUGUAAAAAUAAGUAAUCCUGUUGUGUGAGUAUGUGUAGAGAUGUUUGCUAUAUUGUCUGCUGCCAUAUAUUUUUACACGUUUUAUGUUUAUACAUUCAGUAAUAUGAUCACCAUGUCUGUUAUGUCGUGUAAGGUGCACGGAAGAAUACACAUCUAUUAUUUUUGGAUUACCCCUGUGUAAGUGGGAAGGACUUGGAGACUUGCACAUAAUGAAAAUAGGUUAUCAGAAGUCACGUAAAGGAGGAAAUAGACCACCUUUUUCUGCUCUAACAUUUGAGUGUGUGUAAUGUGUGGGAAAUGCUGCGGAGGGUAGUCUCCCUUUAGAGUUUUGUGCAAAUAAUGACAUUUUCUAAUGCAGUUAUAUAACCCUUUUUUAGAAGCAGUGUUUUUGAUUUUGUUUUGUUAGUUCUUGGGAGAAUCUGAUGCUUAUGAAAGGUGGGGAAUUGCUUUUAGCUACAGCUAGGCAUCCUUGCAGGCAAACGCAUAGCUCUGUCAGUGCAUGUUAGCACUAACUACAGAGGUGUUCAGCUUUGGGCUUCUCCUCAAAGAGCUCUAACAGCAUGGAAGUUUGGGAUCAAACAGGGCCUUGGUUGGUAUGUACGUGUGCCCCAGCAGUCCCAGAAGAAUGGCAGUGCAGUACACAGAGUUGCUGCCUUAGUGAGCAGCAGGAGGAGGAGGGGAUGCUUAUUUGCAGGAAUAACUUGCAGAACUGCAAGGAGGCAUAAGGGCUGUCUGAAAACUCCCAAGUGGUGACAUAAUGAUAUACAUAAAUUCCCUUCUGUGAAAUGAAUGUGACUGUUCUUGGGCAGAAGGAAAGUCCUUGACAUAAAUGUUGCUCCCGUCUGAAGAAUGUUACUCUCCACUUCCAAAGAACAUAAGCAAUGGUUCCAUUUCUUUGGGCUUUGUGCCUUGAAUUGGGUUCAUUGUCAUUGUGGAUUGUCAUUCCAUGAGGGAAGAAGGUUUAAAAACCUUUAAACUUGGCUACUUUGUGGGCUAAUCAAGAUUUAAACAGAUGUGAUUAGAGGUGAGAUUUUUACACAUCACCUCAUUAUUUUAACUAUCCUCUUUAAAAGAGGAUAUAAAGUUUCCUUAAUGUGAAAUAAACAGCAGUGUUUAAACAUUGUUUCAAUAGAAGUCAAAAGAAGCACUUAAAAUGUCUUCCCCUUUACCCCUGCAAUGCUGGUUUAUCUACCAAAUUAACAUUGCACAUUUUUCUUUUUAUUUCCGGUGUUGGUUAACUUCUAUUUAGUGAGGCUUUACCAAUUAAAAAUAAAUAAAAGAAGGCAGGAGAGCCUAUACACUAAUGAAUGUACCCUAUGAAAUAGGCUAUUGUAAGACAGGAAAAAAAAAGUAGUUAGGCAAAAAGGUACCACCUAAGAUAAGAUGUAACAUGGCAGAGGAUGGGAAGCAAGCCAGAGUAGAGUUUCACAGGGAUUUUUAAAGCGCACAUAAGGUAGCAUUGACUGCUACUCAUUAUUUCUAAAUAUUUUUUAUGGUUAUGUUUGUGCAAUGCUUCAGACCUUUGUCAGUAAAAUGUCUGUGUGCAUCAUGCCAACCGAAGGGCAGGUAAAGGACACUUACUGUCUUUCCAGAAACUCUUAAUGUACUACAGCUGUGGAUUUAAGAUAGUGAGGAAUUAAUACUGUUAUCAGCUGCAGCAUAUGUGCUUGUUGACAGGAACAAAAAAAAUGGCCUAUUUCUGUACCAACUACACAAAAUUUUUCUUCUAGCCAACUUACAAAUUCACACUAUUGAGCACACAGGCUGCCUGAUUUGGGGAAUAUGAUGCCAUUUGGCAGCUUUAGCUGCUAAUACUUGUUUAUUUCUUACUGGAAAGAAUGAGUAGACAAAAAAAAGUAACUUGCUGCCUGGGUACCACAGUGCAGUAAUGCAGGCACUUGUGGAGACUGGUGGAAUAACUACAACUUAAAUUGCACAGACUUUAAUAUUAAAGUUACGUCAUUAACUGCUGUAUGACCGUACAGUCUUUAACAUAGGUGUACAUCUCAGGACAGUGAGGUUGCAGGAUAAGUUCUUUAGCCUGCCCCUUUAUUUGUUGCAAAACUAUUGAUCUGAUGCAUUGCUGCAUUUAACAGUGCCAUUCUCAGAAGAGACACCAAGAUUUUAAAAUUAGUGAGUAAAUGCUUACCUUUCUCCAGCACAAAAUACCUUUUACUACUCCUGAUAACAAGCACAAACCAUAAUCAGUGAUAACUUAUGAAAUAAACUUUAAAAAUAUCUUUGUCUAGAUUGGAUUAUGGUUGGAUUCCAGCAUAGUUUGCUUGUGUAGAUAAGGUCUACAUCAAGUAUGCACAGAAUAAUAUUAAGGUGUAUUCAUAACAAAAGCUGUGAUUCUUUAACAAAGGAUAUACUUGAAUUCUUAAACUUCAUUUUAUGUUAAGAUUAUAUUUGUGAUAGUCCAGCAAUUUCUGGAUAUUAAAACUGUGAUUGAAAAAUAUGUCAGUUAAUAAAUAACUUUUGUGAAAGCA